AUGAUCCGCGCAUUUAACCUGUUCCGUUCGCGUGCCACGAUGGCGCAGAGCAUGCUGCGUGCCGGCCCCGCGGCUGCAACGCAGAAGCGCUUCCUGUCGAUCCACGAGCACCUCUCGAUGGGUCUGCUGAACAAGUAUGGCAUCAACACCCCCAAGUCGAUUGCGGCCAAGUCGCCCGAGGAGGCUUUCGAAGUCGCGAAGAGCUUCGGUGGCAAGCCCAUCGUGAUCAAGGCCCAGGUUCUGGCUGGUGGCCGUGGUAAGGGCCACUUUGACACGGGCCUGCAGGGCGGUGUGCACCUGAUCAAGACUCCCGAAGAGGCGCGCGACCUUGCCAAGCAGAUGAUCGGCUCGAAGCUGAUCACCAAGCAGACUGGUGCUGCUGGCCGCAUCUGUAACGAAGUGAUGAUCGCCGAGGCACGUACCCCCAAGCACGAGUACUACGUGGCGCUGCUCAACGACCGUGUGUCGCAGUUGCCCGUGCUCAUCGCCUCGAACCAGGGUGGUAUGUCGAUUGAGGAGGUCGCCAAGGAGAACCCCGACGCGAUCGUCAACACCCCCAUCGACUUCACCAAGGGUCUUGACCUGAAGACCGCCCAGGAGGUCGCGCACAAGCUCGGCUUCUCGGGUGCUAAGCAGGAGAAGGAGGCUGCUGAGACCUUUGUCAAGCUCUACAAGCUCUUUGAGGACAAGGACGCGACCCAGGUCGAGAUCAACCCCCUGGCCGAGUCCAAGGACGGCGAGGUGCUCUGCAUGGACGCCAAGCUCGGCUUUGACGACAACGCCGACUUCCGUCAGGAGGACGUGUUUAAGCUCCGCGACAUCUCGCAGGAGGACCCCGCCGAGGUCGACGCUGGCAAGUACGGCCUGAACUUUAUCAAGCUCGACGGUAACAUUGGCUGCCUCGUCAACGGUGCCGGUCUCGCCAUGGCCACGCUCGACGUCCUGUCGCUCAACGGCGGUAAGCCCGCCAACUUCCUUGACGUCGGUGGUGGUGCCAACGCCGCUGCGGUCAAGAAGGCCUUUGAGCUGCUCCUCGAGAGCAAGGACGUGCGCGCCAUCUUUGUCAACAUCUUUGGUGGUAUCAUGCGCUGCGACGUGAUUGCCGAGGGUAUCAUCCAGGCCACCAAGGAGCUCCAGCUGAGCAUUCCCCUCGUCGUCCGUCUCCAGGGCACGAAGGAGGCCGAGGCCAAGAAGCUCAUCAAGGAGUCGGGUCUCAAGAUCUUUGCCUUUGACGACUUGGACAAGGCUGCCCAGGCGGCCGUCGACGCUGCCAACUAA
Messenger RNA from Malassezia japonica, 1278 nucleotides. RefSeq lists its product as uncharacterized. The record is from RefSeq and is a predicted model, not a curated record. The coding region runs from base 1 to 1278 and encodes 425 amino acids. Gene Ontology annotation, cellular component: mitochondrion; succinate-CoA ligase complex. Gene Ontology annotation, molecular function: metal ion binding; ATP binding; succinate-CoA ligase (ADP-forming) activity. Gene Ontology annotation, biological process: succinyl-CoA metabolic process; tricarboxylic acid cycle. The transcript is spliced from 2 exons. Lineage: Eukaryota; Fungi; Basidiomycota; Malasseziomycetes; Malasseziales; Malasseziaceae.